This is a messenger RNA of Penicillium oxalicum, 1128 nucleotides long. RefSeq names its product F-box domain protein. The transcript has 3 exons. The coding region runs from base 1 to 1128 and encodes 375 amino acids. Lineage: Eukaryota; Fungi; Ascomycota; Eurotiomycetes; Eurotiales; Aspergillaceae. The record is from RefSeq and is a predicted model, not a curated record.
AUGCCGACUACCGGCGGCCUUUAUCUCCCAACGGAGAUUCUUUUGAUCAUUGCUGCAAUGCUGUGGUUCGAUCAAUCGUACGACCCCGAUGGAAUGAAAAUGAUGGAACGGCAAAAGACCUUCUACAACUUUUGCCUCGUCUCACGACAGUGGUACUCGGUUGGCACCCCUCAUCUCUACAGGGUUCCUCAGAUAUGGCAGGGAAACAAAUUUCUGCAAUUCACCAAUACAGUAUGCCCACCUCGAGGAGCUAAAAAAAGCCAAAUGGACUUUGGCUCCCUGGUGAAGAUACUGCAUUUGGGCUCUCUGGUGCAUCAGAGCUCGAACAGCUUGACCUCGCGACUCUUGAGCCGUGUCAAGAAAAGUCUAGUCGUGUUCAUUGCUCCGCAGACUGGUAUCUCAGUCAAUAGCCUGGCAUCGAUCGCUAAGUGCCAUCAAUUGCGCCAACUUGACUUGAGCUUGGUCCGCGGCGGUAUGAUCGGCUUUUCACUCUUGAAAAGAACCGUCAGCAACCUCCCAGAGCUCUUGACUCUCAAUCUGCCAUCUGGCAUGGAACUCGCCACCUCGACUGGGCACUGGCCUUCAAAGCUUUCUUCCAUGGUUAUCGGUGGUACUCUGAGUGCGGAUCUGAUGGCGGAUUUUGACUGGCCUCCAAACAUUCGCCGGAUCGAACUGAAACAGUGCAAGAAUCUGGACACCCCGAUCCUGGAGAGCCUUCUUUCUAACCAGCAAAUCCGCACAAAGCUUGAAGCGCUCAUCAUUGACCGAGACAACCGGGACAUGUUCACCGAUGAAUUGGAUACGACUGUGCUGUACGGGCUUGAACGACUCUUCUACCUCAAGGUUCCCCUCGACUUCGUGGAGUUCUUGGCCAUUCUGCCCCACCCUCGGAACUGCACUCCCUCCCUCUUCGGAUCCUGGAGCUCACAAGCCACCUUGGACCAGAACCUCCGUCAUUUGUGGGCUCUUGGAGUAGGGGAAAGCUCCCUCCGUUACAUUGAAGAGGCCUACAGCUCGAUCGAUGACAAGAUCUGGUCACACAUCGAGGCAUAUCCGGAGGAUGAGCUUACCAAAGCGGGCAUCGAUGAUGUGGGCAUCUACACCAUCGAUGAUGAUCCCCUGGAAUAG